CUUGCGGAACUACAUACUAUGGACGCGUUUCGAGAGCACCAUUGGUUGAAAGAUUUAACAUUGUAAUAUAGAAACAACACGUUUUAUUUCUUAUUUUUUUUUUCAAGGCGCGUUGGUUCGUGGCCGGGAUGGGAUUUCGCAUCACAACAUGGAACGUUAAUGGGAUACGAAACCCGUUCUCCUAUGAGCCAUGGAGAGGGAAGCGGUCAUUCGAGGCGAUGUUCGAUACAUUGGAGGCAGACAUUGUCGUUUUUCAAGAGACCAAGAUCCAGCGCAAAGAUCUCCGAGAUGACAUGGUCUUAGUUCCCGGAUGGGAUUGUUAUUUCAGUCUGCCCAGAGUGAAAAAGGGCUACUCCGGAGUUGUCAUCUACACUCGCAAUGCCAAAUGUGCGCCAGUACGCGCAGAAGAAGGCAUUACUGGGGUUCUCUGUCCACCCAACACAUCAACUCCAUUUCGUGAACUCCCUGGAGAGCAUCAGAUUGGGGGUUAUCCGACCUUAGAGCAGCUAUAUCAGUUUGAAAUCGAACCAGCAGUCCUUGACUCAGAAGGCCGCUGCGUCAUUCUCGAGUUUCCAGCAUUCGUUCUAAUCGGCACGUACUGUCCAGCAAAUCGUGAUGAAAGUCGCGAUUCAUUUCGUCAGAAUUUCAUCGAAGCAUUGGACACUCGUGUUCGAAAUCUGGUUGCCAUGGGUAAGAGGGUAUUAGUGACUGGAGAUCUGAACAUUUCCAGAGGAGAAAUCGACUCAGCACACGCGGGAGAAGCAAUCCGUAAGGGAGUCGCGACGGAGGACGAAUUUGUGUCUGCUGGGGUAAGACGGAUCUUUAAUCAGCUGCUGUCUGAUGGGAAAGUGAUUGGCGAGCGGGACGAAGGACGAGAGAAGCCAGUUCUGUAUGAUAUCUGCAGAGCGUAUCAUCCAGAGCGGAGGGGUAUGUAUACGUGUUGGGAACAAAGGCUCAACGCUCGACCAGGGAAUUUCGGUGCGAGGAUUGACUAUGUCCUGUGUAGUCUUGAUAUGCAGGAAUGGUUUUUUGAUUCGAAUAUUCAAGAGGGUCUAUUGGGAUCUGACCAUUGUCCGGUUUUUGCCACGUUUAAAGAUUCAGUUACUAUUGAUGGGAGUUCCGUUAACAUAAUGGAUGCCAUGAAUCCUCCUGGAAUGUUCCAAAACGGCGAACGUCAGCAAGAAUACUCAACCAAGUACCUCCUCCCUAUAUCCGGACGGUUGAUACCGGAAUUUGAUAGAAGGAGAAACAUCAAAGACAUGUUUGCACGCAAGCCAGUGCAAAGGUCGAGUACUGUAUCUACGACUCUAGAACGGACUACUUUGGUUCAGGAAAAGGAAUCACAAUCACCCGCAAUAUCGGAUGAAAAUAACACACCAUCUGUCCAAGUUACGGAAGACACAAGGACCACCAAGGGCAUUACUCGCAAGAGAAAUGAGGAGAGUCAAUCUACACCGACCGCCUCAAUGAAGCGCACAAAAUCGAUGACUACACAAGCACCAGCUCCGUCAACGCCCGGGCAAAAGAGUCUUAAGGGCUUUUUCAAGCCGAAAAGUAGUCCCUCCAAGCCAUCUGCCACACAGACCUCUGAUAGCACAGCCAACGAACUACCGGAAUCCCCCUCCAAGCGCAGCAUUCCAUCCUCAAGUCAACCCGAAGACACCCGACCCCCAACCAAACCCCAGGAUCCAUUCACCGAUGAACACCCCUCCUCCGCAUCCCAGGAAAGCGAAAGCGUAAUCGACCCCAUCGUUAGCAAAGAAGACUGGUCCAAACUGUUCAGCAAGAAACCGCCACCCACGUGUGAUGGCCACGAGGAACCUUGUAUCAGCCUCACGACAAAGAAACCGGGCGUGAACUGUGGGAGGGCAUUCUGGAUUUGUCAAAGGCCGCUAGGACCGAGUGGGAAUAAAGAGAAGGGCACGCAAUGGCGGUGUCCGACGUUUAUCUGGGCUAGUGAUUGGAAUAGCACUGCGGAGUAAUAGGGAAUGAGGUGUUGUGUGACCUGGGGUAUUUUUAGCCCUUUGUCUUCUAAAAUGACACCCUUCUUGUCAUACUGUGGCGCUAGAAAGUCUCAAAGUGGAGACCUUGUUUCCACUCUCGGAAAUAGCAGCUCUUCUAUUACCCGGGGUAGAGAAACGGGAAUAAAGGAAACAAAGAGAGGUACAUGACAAGCAGCUACACGAGAUCUCGUUCUGCUUGUCCCUGUCAGCAUGCUGGGCUCUGAUAGGCGUUAGCCGCUGCAGGGUGAAGGAGUCCCUUCAAGUACAUUAUGCAAUGCAACCUGUACAAGAAUCCAUCACCUGGGCACACUGGGGUUAAGUCGAUCCUGGGCGUUUUCGAAGAUCAUGUCACAUAUGAGGUAGAUUAAACGUUUUAAAUUGUAUGUUCAGACGGUUCCCGAUGUAAUCUACAUAUAGUGAAAUCAAAAACCGCA
This is a messenger RNA of Aspergillus ruber CBS 135680, 2437 nucleotides long. RefSeq names its product DNA-(apurinic or apyrimidinic site) lyase APN2. NCBI's taxonomy places the organism in Eukaryota, Fungi, Ascomycota, Eurotiomycetes, Eurotiales, Aspergillaceae. The transcript has 6 exons. Gene Ontology annotation, molecular function: DNA binding; double-stranded DNA 3'-5' DNA exonuclease activity; endonuclease activity. Gene Ontology annotation, cellular component: nucleus. The record is from RefSeq and is a predicted model, not a curated record. Bases 129 to 1982 code for a protein of 617 amino acids. Gene Ontology annotation, biological process: base-excision repair.